AUGAGAAUUUACCACAUCACCAAUCACAGAAGGUCCAAGCUACCGGUCCACAUAUUGUAUUCUUCUACACCCAACGUUAGAAUUCUGUUUUGGAAGCCAAUUCUUUUUCAACCCUCUCACUUUUUGCAUCCUACUCUGCGUCGCUCAAGACUCUCCAAAGCUGAUUCGAGAAUGACCAUUCAGAAGACUACACAGUCACGGCGGAUGCCAAUGUUGGCAUUGCCCCUGCUGACAAUGUUGUCAGUUCCAACAUGCACUUACGCUUUUGUUCCACAAGCGCAAUCGAAUCGAUGUUUCGUUUGGGAUGGCUCGUCGUUGAGGGAUCAGAGUUGUCCAAUUACACACAACAUGCUGAGCCGUGGGGAGUAUUACAGUCUACGAAUCAGGAAAAGAGAUCGGCUUCGUCGAAGGAUCAAUAAGCAAGUUGGCAGUUUGUCGUUUCGUAGCAAAAAAGUGACGGCACUGUCGCUUCGAAAUGAAAACGACGACGAUGACGAUAACGACGGUGAAAAAUCCAACGGAUCAAAUCCAAUAGAGUCCAUCAAGACAUCUAUUGAUGGAGUCAAAUCUUCGAUAGAAGAAUUCAUUCAGAAACUAUUCGACAAGCUUCCUCCACCCGUAGCUGCCAUUUUGACCAGCCUUUGGACCAAGUGGUGUGAUUUUUUCCCAGCCUUCCGCAAUGGGCUCGUUGGAUUCUUCUUUGGCUGCUUUUUAACGCUGGGCGCCAUUUUGGUUCCUGUCUACUCCAGCGUGGAAACCUUGUCGGAACCUGUGACUCUGUUUGAAACCAUUUUGUCCGACCUCGACGCAGGAUACGUCGAUCCUGUCGAUACGAACAAAUUGUUUGAAACUGGGGUUUCUGCAAUGCUCAGAUCACUUGAUCCAUACACCGAAUUCGAGGCACGAGAAGAGGCACAACAACUGACCGAAGGUAUUCGUGGAUUGUACGGAGGUGUCGGUUUGGUCAUUGCUGGCGCGACGCCCAAGGAUAUUGUUCGAAUGCAAAAAGCCGCAUCGUCCCCAAGCUCAUUGCAGCAAUCUGGAAGUAAGCUACUGCCCAAAGAUGCGAUCGAAGACAGCAGGCAGCUGGAAGAUGGUGACAUGAGCACAAGCAGCAAAGCUUUGCAGGACGAUUUUGACGACGAGUACGACGACGACGACGACUUUAACUUUCAAAGCAGAAAAGACGAAAAGAGAGCUCUAUUGAAGGCCAGAGAACGUGGAAUUCGGGUAGUUUCUGCUUUUGAAGGUUACGCUUUUGAUUAUGGUUUACGAGUCGGUGACAAAUUGAGAGCUGUCGACGAUCUUGAAAUUACCGAAAAUACGUCCGUGGAAGACGUUCGCAACGUUCUGCGUGGUGAACCGGGCACUAUGGUCAGCAUCAAAUUCGACCGUGUAGGUGUUGAUGGGACGCAAGAAAUCGCCAUGCCACGACGAAUUGUCCAAUUGCGAGAUGUCAAGCUCGCUACAUUUGUUGGGGAUCCAAAAGACGGCAUUGGGUAUAUUUCGUUGUCUGGCUUUUCUGCCAAUGCAGGUAGCGAAGUGCGCCAGGCGAUUCUCGGAUUGGAACAGACCUAUGAAGAUAUGACCAAUGGAGAGCAAACCUUGAAGGGUCUCGUUUUGGACAUGAGAGGGAAUCCUGGUGGUUUGCUAACUUCUGCCGUUGAUGUUGCCUCACUUUUGGUACCAAAGAACAGUGACAUUGUCUCCGCAAGAGGGCGAGGAUUUCCUGGGGUCACUUAUCGAAGCCGAGUUGAUCCCAUAUUGGAGCCGACGACGAAACUUGCUGUCCUUGUUAACAGAGGCACUGCAAGUGCUGCUGAGAUUGUUUCUGGUGCCGUCCAAGAUCUAGACGUUGGUGUCAUUGUUGGCUCGGAUCGCACCUUUGGGAAAGGAUUGGUGCAAAAUGUUGAAGAUUUACCAUUUAAUACAGCCUUGAAGUUCACAGUUGCAAAGUAUUACACACCAAGUGGUCGUUGCAUCCAAGGCAUCAACUACAGCGAGGGUGGUGGACUCAAUGAGGGCGAAGGCAAGUUCCGGUCGUCGAAAGUGCAAGAACGGGACCGACAGGUCUUCUACACCAAGGCAGGACGAAUUGUUAAAGAUGGGGGAGGUGUGGAAGCUGAUUACAAGGUUCCAGCACCCAAGGCUUCGGCAUUGGAAGUAACGCUCUUACGGUCAGAAAUGUUUGGAGAGUUUGCUGCACAGUGGAGCAAAACCAACGAACUUACCAAUGACUUUCGGAUUUCGGACAAAACAUACAAAGAUUUCCAGGAUUUUGUGGAAAAGAAGAGGGUUUCUGGGGACAUCAAGUUGGACGGCAUAUAUUUGAACGCUUUGACAGAGUUGAAGCGUGUCUUGAAGGAGAGUGGAUACAAGGGAUCUGAGAAAGAAGUGGAAACACUUCAGGCUAGCAUUGUGAGAGAAAUCAAGAACGACUUUGAGAAAUACAAGGACGAUAUCAAGGAAGAUAUCACCAAUAGCAUUCUUGCAAGAUAUCUGCCAGAAAGUAUGAUUUUGCAACGUGGUCUAAAAACAGACAAGCAAGUCGGUGAGGCUGUGAAAUUGCUCAGCAACGACAAAUCAUUCAACAAUGUGCUUGCAAAGGGAGGUGCAAACGAUCGACUAGACGGUGAAAGACUCAAUCUGGCAUCUACGAAUGUCGAGGAAAACACAGAUGACAGGGGUUCUCUUCAAGUGAAGUGGUAA
Molecule: messenger RNA, 2709 nt
Organism: Cylindrotheca closterium
Lineage: Eukaryota; Bacillariophyta; Bacillariophyceae; Bacillariales; Bacillariaceae
Source: the annotation of a GenBank genome assembly